AUGGCUGAAGCAAAAUCGGUUCGCUUUUCUCCCAUAAUAGAGGAAACUGCAGACGAUAUAUCUACCGCAAGCUCUAACAUGGACUUUUUCCCCAGCGGAAUGAAUUUCGAAGAUGCCUAUAUUGCCAGCUUGUCAAAGAGCGCCAAAAAAUAUCACCUGCCAAAUGAAAACGAACAAAGGCUACUACAAAGGCGCAAAAAGGGUCUUCUGGCACUCGGUUUCGUUCUUCUUCUUGGGAUUACUGGAGCUGGAAUUUAUUUCGUUACAAGAGAACUGUCUAACCAGGAACCAUACUAUUACAGUGGAGCAGCAGUGAGAGGAAGCAAACCUGAAUUUGCAACAAAGAAUAUGACGUUGCAUUUCUUAUCCUACUCAGCUACAAUUUUGAGCUCCUCUAUCACCAAAAAGCCUUCGCUUGGUAAGUUCACCCUUGACUCUUUUUUGCCACUUUUUACAAUUGCGUAUCACCCAUGGUCAGUAUGGUUUAUAUACUCAAAUUGUCCAUUGAAGUCUUAUUUUUUGCGCCCAAAAUUGAAACUGAAGGAGAGAUAUUACGAUGUAGAAAAUAAAGCAAAGGUUAGUACUAGGACAAGAAAGGUUCAUUGAAAAUGUGUAACAACGAAUACAAAGGAUAUUCUUUGUCUCAAUGAGUAAAGUUGAUAUUCUAGAAAUAUCUAAAGACGCCUGAAACCUUAUUUUAUAGCUCUUUUUCGAGCGAUUUUAAUUGGUACACGAUUCGUGUGUCGAUUGAAGAGUAAGGAACAACAUGAAAUGUAUGUAAGAACCUCGAAUAGAUAGAAUAUGUAGUAACAGCAUAGGAUGGCCAUCAUUUCGUGCAGGUGUUUAUUGAACAAGGGCCGAUAAGCAAUUGGUAAGAAUUCGCGAUACAGAACUUCAAGAUUAGUGUAAACCUCGUUUUGAAAUGCGCCUGUCCCAGGUAUAAGUUUUGUUUUCCUUUUAAUUUUCACUAAAUAAGGUACGUGACAAUUUUCCUCUUCCAAAAUGGGUUAAUUUGGAUAACGGAUAAAUUUCCAUUCUUGUGGUUCUAUCAAUGAUGGCCACCUGCCGUUAGUAACUAAUGGACACUUUAUAGCUUUAACGCCUUCUAAAGCAGGACAUAUAAUUAACGGUUUCAAUAAUAAAAGCAAAUUUUUGAGAAUUAACCAGACUUCAGUUAUCACGAAGAGCCGACUUUUACGGCGGGUGAAUUGAAACCAUGCAGUGCUUGGUUUGGUCACUCUAAUUUGAUAUGUAUUGCACCCCUAUGCUUUUGCACUCGAAAAGAGAGCAGACUUCAUAGGCUUUAGUGUGAAAUAAUUUACACUGAAAACGGUCUGAUGAAGCAGCGUCAGUCCUCAAAAAUCCGGCUGAACGAGGUCAAUAACGAAGUUUUAGAUUCCGACAUAAUUCACAAAACUCAAUUAAAAAAACUCUAUUAUCAUAAAUUUUGAAACUCUUCACAAUAGGCAUGGAAAUACUGAGCUUAAGUCCAUUUCUAACACUAGUAAUUUAAUGAAAAUUUAACUACUCGAUGAAAUUAUUAUCUUAUGAUUAAUUGAAAAUUCAAUUUUCAAUUUAAUUUUUAUACAGAGUACGGCAAGAACCAGGCUUCAGUGCCCUCGGUUAAGGCAUCAAGCAUUUUACGAUCAAAGCCAAGAGGUCCCAUAACCGGAAUGCUUACACCAACGACCAUCACUGAUUCAUCAAGCCUGAAGAAGAUCACUGAAACAAAUCAGUGGAAUACAUCAUCUUUUUUGACACCAAGCUUUGCAUUUGUAAUAGAAAGAUCUUCGUACUUCGUUAUGUCACAGGACUCCGUUAGAUUGAUCAUCAGAGCAAAUACCAUAACGUCACCUUUCGUCACACAGGGAAGCUCUUGGAAAGACUACAACACGAGAAAAAGUAUUCCAUCUGCUUGGGCAAACUCGAAGAUAAUCUUUCUUACAUCAACUGGGUCAUCUGUAGGUGUCAAUCGGUCUUCAUUACCUGACAUCAGAACUAGUUCCUCUUUUGGCCAUAAGGCCGGCAGUGUGGCUUUAUCAAUUACGCCACAUUCACCCCUGCGAAAUUCAACUUUGGUUAAAGAAUCGCAGCGAUCGUCCUAUUCCAGGUUUACCUUUCCUUGGUAUUCGUCUCAAACUGUAAAUUCAUCAGAUAUUGCAACCUUCAAAUCGGUCUCUAAUACCAAAUUUGCGUCCAAUGAUUUUCAACCAGCAACUGAGAAAGGCGAGUUAUCAACAUCCAUCCAUUCAAGACUCACCUCUCAUCCACCUGAGUCUUUUAGCGAAUCGAGAAACCCCACAGAAGUUGCUGUAGGUGGAAUGUUAUUGGAAACCACUCUAGAGUUACCAAACACGAAAAUCAAAGUAUUUUCUUAUCCAACCAGCUCUCGUAUCAUAAACUCUCCUGGUGAAGACCGACCAAUAACCAUUUUAAAUCAACUACAGACGUCCUAUUCAAGGAACUCUAGAGCUCUGACAAAUGAUACAAGAGAAACUUUUACAUUGUCAAGCUCUAACCCUUCCUCAUCUCUUGUUCACACAAUGCACUCUAACCACCACAAAACUUCAUCAAAGAUGCACAGGCCUUUUUCUUCAGAAGUAUCUCAAUAUACUGAUGUACUCCUAUCGUAUACUUCAAUUCAUCCCGUGGCUAAUGGUUCUGUUUUUCAGGAGCAAUCUUCACAAAAGAUUUUUAAAGGAAGUAUUCAGAAAACAAUGUUUCCAUCUUCAAGUUUCAUUGGUAUUCACACUGUAUCAAAAUCACCUCGAGAAAUUAAGAAAAAUUCAAGGCUUUCGUCAGCAAUUUUUUCCCGAGAAAGUGACUUGCUUUCUUUACAGGCUACCUCAGACUCUUGCUUUCACUCUGUCUCGUCGGAUAAAAGCCACAAUAUACAUGCAGGCCAUAAUUCUGAAAGAUCGACGGUUGUAAAGAUUUUGUCUCUAAAAAGCACUGGUGCACUUCCCAGUGUUUUGCAGCCAAGCCCAUCACACGGAAACAAAACCUUGUUUGACACUACUUUGACUUUGUCGCUGAUGACGAAAAUCUCUAGCAGUAGAUUUUCAGCAUCGCAACCAUUGUCCAGUUAUUUUCAUUUUCCGGCAGUUAAACCAGUCUUACCCUACGCCUCGUCUUCGAUGAAUAUGCACCACGGCAUUACUUCCACUGUUGUCUUUAAGAAAACCAUUACAAACCACGUUUCAUCUCGGAGCGUGGAUAGAAAAAACUUCAACUUCUCGUCAACUCAUGGACGUAUUUCAGCUUCCAUGGACGUGAAUUCCAGACAUACCUGGAACAUUGGGUUUUCAAUCAUCCCUGUCCGCUCAAUAUCGCUGACGUCAGAGGCAAGCUCCCCAGAGAGUGCUUCAACGCCAAACCUUUUUAUAGGUACGACUUUAAGCGUGUCCAUGCAGACCUCGACCAAAGGCACUAGCGACAAACCAGUCAGAUUAAAAAGUGCGAGUACCUCUGCCGUGCCAGUUUCAGUUUCCAAUCCGUCCGUUACAUCUUCGAAAGACGUUUGGCAUUUUUCACGAUCACUACCGACUGGUGAAAAAGAUGAAAGUUUGACAAGUUCAAGAGCAGAGGAAAGUAAACUUGUACUCUCAACUAUGAUGUCCUCUGGUAGACACUUGAAAAUGAAUGUACCAUUUGAAAAAUCUCAGUCCAGGACGCCUAACACACCUGUAACAAGAUUCUCCACGACCAAAACAUCAACAGCGGCACACUCUCUAAUUACCGCACUGUCUUCGUCUGAAAUGUCGAUUUGGUCAACUCUAAGGAAAACUUCAAGAGGAGCAGCUUGGCAAGGAAAGAAUAGUUGGGAUUUCAGAGUUAACGUUCGUACCUCCACAUUUGAACACGAGAGCUGGAAGUCCAGCACUGGCUCAUUUCGAACCAUAGCUCUGACUGCUUAUGUCUUUCCACCCCUUAAGACAAUUGCAAGCUCACCUAGCAAAGACUCAAGUAACAAGGCGACAAUUUGGAAAGUUACAAAUUCUACUAUCAGCACAGGUCUAUUCUCAAUGUACUCAACGGCACUGUCCCUUAACCUGUCCACAACAAUUAGCAUUAAUGUCACAAGCAGGUCAACGAGCGAGACACCCUGGAACAUAUCUGUCUCGAUGCAGUGGCUAAAUGCCACAGCGCAUGUGACCUCAAAAUUUCCAUCAAAUGUGAACUACACUCCUACUUCGCACCUCAGAUGGGUACAUCAGAUUACGGAUCAGUAUCCUUAUAGCUCGGUGAAGCCCACUACCACUGCAAGUUGGAAUUCUUCAAAUCAGUUCGAAAUUAUGAACGGGUCUUUAGUAAUAAAGAAUAGAGAUUUUCAUGUAAAUCUGUCAAAUCCAAACUCCACAAUGUUCAAAGUCCUUGCUGAUAAAGUUGAGGUUAUAAUCGAGGACAUAAUUUCCGUGGAUGCGAAAGUGACGUCCUUUGAGGAAGGAAGUGUCAUUGCUCUGUUUUACCUUAAAGUGCCACAUGACGCACUGCACAAAGAUUCAGAUUACCUUGAAUUACUGAGAGCUGCUAAUGAAACAUUAUGGCAAGGUCUUGUAGUAGUGAACAUCACUGUUACAUUACGAGUUUACAGGGAACGUGCAGAAUCACAGGAUACUGCAACUAGACACUUUAAAAGGCUAUCAAAUGCCGCUUUUAUUGCAAUAUUUACAGUCUUCUUUGUUUUGCUGAUAGCUGUUGGAGGGUUUGGAGUUUACAUUUGUAAAAAGAAAGGAUACUGCGAGAGAUCAACAGUUAAACCUGCUGAGUGAGUAUAAGGACGUUGAUAUAUGAAUAUGUACACCUACCACUAAAUUUGCCGCUUGCUUCUUUUCGCGUCUAAUUAUCUUGUCAUCCGUGCUUGUAUUUUUGUUUCUUGCUUCUAUGUUUAUGAAUCUGUUUUUCAUCCAGCCAACCCUACACAUUAAGUCUCGUAACGAAUUUUCACCAUAAAUUAGCCGUAGCACUUUCUUCAUUUUACAGCGUUUUUUAUCACUAAAGAAAAAAGGAGAGAAAUGAAGACAAAGCAAUUGAAUUUUUCUUUUUCCAUCUUUCAGCUCUUCAAUUCCACCCUCUGAGUCUCAAAAUAUUCAACCUGUUCGUCGUAAUACUUGGGUUAUGAGUGAUGAAAUUUUUAAGGAUCACGACCAAAGAAGUGUACCAUUUUACGAGACGUUAAGUAUGAGAGUCCUGGAGAGAAAAGACACAAACAAAGAGGGAGGUUGUAAUCCUGAUCUGUUAAGAAAAUAUGCUAGGAGCCCAUUUGAACCAAAUUAUUCCAGUGGUGAAGUAGGUAACUUUACAACUCGAAACACCUUUCGUUCGACAUCACGAUGCACGUCAAGCUCGCAUCUUGAAUUAGACGACUCUGAUCGUCCAGUUAGUGGUUCAUCAAGAGAUACCUAUUUGAAUAGCGCUAGGCAAUCUUCACAUUCCGAAGACGAGUGUUAAAACGUUACCCGCUGAAAAUGACCAAAAGAGCUCUUAGUGUUCAACAAAAGAAUCGACAGAAAGAGAACACUUUUCAACUGGUUAUAUUACCUAACUAGCUUGUAACAAUUUAGUUUACUUCUACCCACGCUCAUACAGAUUCCUUGAAACUGUACAUAGUUUUUUUUUAUAAUUAAAUAACUCCUACUCAAUUUUUUCAUGAUGAAGUUAUAAUCCGGGCUUAUGGGCAAAGUUAGUCGCGCUUAUUAUACGUAUAAUACUCAACUUUACAGCGGGUUUGAUAAGAUCCUUCACAAUGUGUGCAUCUAUGGUGAUGCUCAGGCCUAAACUUAGCUAUAAAUAGACAUAAGGUUCACAUAAGCUUGCCUCUAACAAAUUUAACUGUUAGCCUUAUCCGUUCAUCUUAAUGUUCAAUCGGCCUUGUAAUUUUAAGUGUAUGAUACGACAAGCUAUGGCAUUGAAUAAGGAGCUAGAGACCAUGCUUCAUGUUCGAAACACUCAUUUUUUCAGAACCUUGGCGGAACUGAGUUCACCAAAUUCGAGUUAGUCUACUUAAUUUAGCUAACAACCCUAAGCUGUACUCUUUGCAACGAGCUGAAUGCUGCAUGGUCGUUGCGAGGGCCCGUCAUACGGAAAGUGAUUGCCGCUUUACUUUGCUCAACAUGGCGUGCAUUUUUGAAAAAAAGUUUGCCAAAUUUCUCUACAUCAAGCAAAUAUCUAUGUGAAGAGUUACAAACGAGGCGCAAAAAGAAGUGACUCGAUUUUUAUACCAUUUUUUACACACUAAUCCCAAUGAUUUAUCAGAACUCGAGAAACUUAAUACUUUCGAAAGGACGAAAGAGUUGCCGGUUCUUUAAAAGAAUGCAUAAAUUAUAAUUUCAAUGUUCUGUCGCUAUGGUAACACACGACGCUGUUCGUAAGAAGUAGAAAGAGAAAGGGGCCAUGACAUCCGUAGGGUCUUACACAGAGAGUCAUGCUGUAGCACAGGUAAGGUAUGGAAUUAAUUUCCUUCAAAAAUUGCAGGUUGACAAAAAACGUUUUUACGCUUUGAACAGAGUAAACGCCAGUGGAUUUUAUACAGAACCAUAACUGUGUACCAAUUAGGCUGUGUACCAAUUUGCAGAAUUGCUAUAUGGAACACAUUACCUGGGAGAAAAUAUUUCGCUGGCGUAAGGAUAAGAAAAUGUUCAAAGAUAAGAGAGACCGAGCUAAAUUGCGAUUGAAACUACAAUGAAAAAAAAGGAAAAAUAUGUGUUCUUGCCUUUCUUCAUUGACUAAUUAAAAGUCAGCCCAAGUUAGCUUUUCAGCAAAUGUAAUGCGACUACUUUAACCGCCUAUUUUUCGUGAACGGUUUUAUGUCUACGACAAAUUAUGAAAUGUAAAGUUUUCCUCGGUACUUCAGUUUGUUUAACUGAUCCCUGUCGCACAUGUCAUUAAUUUGUCGAUGUAAAUUGUGCUCUUCGAAUCUGACGGUGAAUUUGCCAACUAACAAAAGCUAACCAUUUUUUAUGCACGGCUCGAAGUCAUUCUUGAAAUACCAUUUUUUGCGAAUGACUGUUCCCUGUUAUCGCAUUUUGACAAUCACACUUGUAACAUGAGUACUUUCUUUCUUUACCUCGGGCAUAUAAACUGACACAGGUUGAUUUGUACGCAAUCAUUCUUAUGUUUCUCCGAAACAUUGUUAUGAUACAGGUGACGUAUUGUCUAAACUAAUCUACAGAGAAGUGAAAAAAUAAACUUGAAAAAACAUCUGUUAAAAUGGGAAGGAUUAGUUACUCCAAAGGCUUCCAGAUGAAGGGCUUAUUGGAUAAAAAGGGGUUUUUUUAACAACUCAUGAAGAACCAAGACAGUCUUGAGCUUUAAGCUAAUUAUCACCCAAUUGUCACCUCUUACUCCUUCUUGCAACGGUAAAUUUCAAGGUUCAUUCGUACGGCGCUGUUUCCCUUAUUUAAGAAGUACAGCUGACCGUGACAAAGGUGUUUCUUAAAAGUUCUGCACAAAUUUAUUACAUUUUGAUGGCGCUAAAAAAUAGUCAUGCAAUAAUCAAACACUGAUCUCUUUCAGAGAGGACUGAGAUCAUGCAGUAUCGGAUUAUCGCAUCAUUACAUUGUAGCCUUUACAAUGGGGUCGUCUUAUCUAAACUUAAUUGAAACAUAUUACCUUUUCUGAUCACGUCUUUUCACGAUAAACUUGACCACUAUACACUUUUAUCGACCUUAAAAUCACGCUGUUUACAUUGCUAUGAUUAGAUGAUGACAGUAACAAUUCCAUUCAAUGAACUCCUCGACGGAGCAGACAUGACUAGAAAUACUGGAUCUGAAAUGUUAUUGGAUUUCUGCGAACAAAAUAGUGUUUUCAUCGUCAAUCGUUAAGUAAUGUUCGCAUUCGUAUGUCUGUGGCGGCUUAUUUUGUCACAUAAAGAAGACAAUGGAAGUGUUUGAAACUUGCGUUGCUUGGUGACUGAAAUUUAAUUUGUACUCACACUCUAAAAGCCACUCUAAAGUGGAAAUUAAAGCAGCUCUCGAUAUUGUCAGGUUACAAGAUAUAAUAAUUUCCUCUAGUCAUGUCCUAAUUUCUUGAAUUGUGUAGCGUUUUCUUAAAUCCCCCGCUUGUUUGGACUAUAAUAAUAAUCUCAUUAGCGAAUUAGAUUUUAGAUAAAAACCCGUUUACCAGCGUGUCAGUGGCCUCAAUGGUGUUGGUCUCAGAGGAAUAAAUUAUGCUAAUCAAAUAUUGAUUAACAUCAAAGAUCAAAUUAAGGACAAGGUUGCUAUGAGGACCGUUUCUAUGGGCUCGAAAUGCAACUCACGAAGCGUGAUGCCAUGUUUAAUGUGUUUAAAGAGUACGAUUCUUUCCAGAUUUGUUCCUUGAUCAAGAACGUUUCCUGAUGAAACGCUACUUCGACUUAGAUAGAAAUUGUGGCUCACAUCGCAGCCAACGGAAUACAUGAAGAAUAAGAAGACAAGGACAUUUGGUACUGCAGCUGACAGUUACAGAACAAUCCUGCGUUUUCAGAACUCAAACGCGGCCAUUCCGCCGCUUCGAAUAUUAUUUACCUUGUGGGUUUUAUGUUGUGGCUUCGUUGCUGCUCAGAGCAAUGACUCGUCGAUUAUUAGUGCAGCUAGAUCAAACUCUACAGGGUCAACUAGUGUUUCAGUGCCCGCUUCUUCUGUCUAUCCUGCGUUGGUAAAUUCAUCCUCCGACAAUGGUAAGUCGUGGUUAUUUUGUAAACCGCUGUUGUGAAGAUUCUAUUAUACGAUUUUCAUCAACAGUUACUAAUUCUAAAAUGUCCGAAUCAUAUCUCUUUAUUUACAGUAAAUCUUACACAUAUGGCGUUUUAACCGUUUAAUAGUUGUUUCUAGAAAUGAGUCGACUGGUGGUCAAUAAUUUUCAUAAUAUCUAACUAUGGGGUCUUUAUCUGAAGACGUAGUAAGUGUAGUUUUAUUUACGUCAACAGAAUAUAUUUUCCGCUAACUGGAAACAAAUUGAGAUUUUUUGUUCCACAAGAGACGAUAUUUCUUUGAGUUGUCAUCGAUCGUGUAUUUAGAGCUUUGAGAAAGAUUAGUUGAUAAUCAAACUGGCUUCUCAUAUCACCCCGACGUGAUAUUAUUUUUUUAAUUUACCAAACUAUAGUUGAGCCUCCGGUGGGUAAUCACAACAAAACCAUAUAAUAUCGACAUCUGGACCUUUAAUGGAAAUACUGACGAUAUGCGGGAAACAAUAAUUUGAAUUGUAGUGAACGUUUCUUUGAUUGAAAUAUCGCGCACUGGAAUGAUGAAUUACAAUCAAACCGAAUUUUAGAUUUCAGUAUUAAGUUCUAGGUUUGUCUGUCAGCUCGAGGGAAUCAAAUUGUCAUCGCACGAUUGAGUUGUUUUAAACAAUUCGCACUUUAGCGAUUAACAAAACGUUUUAUUUCCAGCCGUCUACUCUGACCGCUUGACUUUCAGAUGUUGUACCGAGCCAACGGAAAAUAUUUUAUUUAACUGUUACUUAUUAACCAGCAACAUUGAUAUUCAUUCAAUGAUUGGACAUCAAAAGUAAACUACAAAACAAAUAGGCAAACAUCUUCGUUAAAUGAUAAUGAGCUGAGUAGACUUUGCAGUGACCCAGUGUUGCGUUCUAAGUAUGGAAGGCCACAGCCUUUUACAACUUUUAUAGCGGAGAUUGAGGGCCAAGUAAAAUUCAAUCUUCAUGACGGGCUUAGCCGAUAUGUUUUUAAAUUCCCAAGGGUAUUCGUGAACAGGCCUGUCACGCACCUUAUCAGGAGAGUCGAAUAGAGUCUCGUGGCAUGAUAACUUCCUCCAUCAUAACAGAAUAGAAUAGUUUGCUGUACAAGACAACACAAAGGCGAACUCACAUAAUUUGAUUAAAGAAUAUUUUCGAAAGUCGUGCAGCGAAGAGUUGCCAAGAGCCCCAUUCUGUGGUCAUUUUAAUACUGAAGAAUUGACAAUGGAGCGUAAAUUGCAUGACAAGAGAGCAUGAGGCAGGGUUUUGUAUUUACUUCUCAAAACUGCAUGGUAAAAAGUCUUUGGUUUUGUGUCAAGGAGUCGACAAUUUGGAAUGACCACGUUUCUUACUUUUCUCACUGAAGAGUUGAGCAGACAUAAACAUGUAAGGGACAAUACGAAAAUGAAAUGAUCGCAAGUGCCGUAAAAUUUUGUGUAUUUCUAUUCACCUCCUAUUGAUUUAUUUUAAUUUUUCUAUGAAGGACAUUCAUGCAAUCGGCCGAACUUUCUAUCGGUUUACCAGCGUGAUUAAACGUACGUGAUGUUGGGGGAACACGAGAAAAAUUUGUAAAUUACGAGCCGGAGCCAUUGAUUUAAAACCUUUUUCAGUGUUUUCCAACAUCCCAACUUGGCCAUUACGCCGGCGAACCGAUAGAGAUUGCGCUCUAUUGCUUUUUUUUAAAUGAAUAUGGGUUUAGCGGUGCAAUAAUAGAUAGCUUUUUGACCAAUAAGGGCAUUCGUACUACCUCAGUUGUUAUACAAAUUUUGUUAAAGUACUUUGCUGCUCUGUAUACCUUUCACGGCGUAAUGGCAAUUGUUUCUGUAUCACUGAAUCGUCUAUUGUUUUCUCCUUUCGAGAACCAACCAUCGUACUCACACGUAAUCAUUCCAUCAUCUUCCACCAGCAUUAUUUGCACGACUAGUAUAUUUAUGCAAUUUAAUUUGAAAAGCGUGUUAACAAGGUAACGCCGAUGAUCAAUUGUGUUUUUUGUUCGUAUGCACAAGCAAUUUAUCAUCAUCUUAUUGCUUCUCCUGUAUGAUUAAUAACUUCAUACUUUAGCGAUGAAUUAUAAAGGCAUUUUUUUCAUGGAUUAUUCAGACUAAUCCACUCAACAACGUAGACUAAUGUAGUUAACAUCUAACAUAAACUUGAAGGAUUAACACACCAAGUAUAACUUCUUCUUUUCAGUUAAUAUCACCAGCACCGUUACAUCCCAUUCGUUACGCAACACGAACAGCAUUCUUAACGUACUUCAUUCUUCUGGCUUUCCUAUUGUUGGUUCAACCGAGCCUAUUACACUGGCAAUUUCUUUCGUUACAACCGCGACACCUAACACGCAAAGCGGCGCGGGAAGUGUGCGUUCGUUGUUCGACGCGUCAUCGUUUUCAAUUCCCGGAUUUACCGAGCCGCUAAUACUGGCAAUGUUUUCGAGAAACCCGUCAUCUCAGGUACAGAGCCAAAGCAACUCCUCAUUGUCGUCAAGUAGCAUUAUCAGUGACUUCGUUUCGUCGGCUCAGUCGAGCUCAGUGGACUUUGGCUUCAGUGCGCAUAAAGCGACGCCAUCACUUUCUGUUCAAUCAUCGUCAUAUAUCCCUCCGAAUCAAUCUACAGAUCAGCUCAGUAGUAACACUGUAGUUAUAAAAUCCUCGCCAUCUAAGGGACAAACCGACGCCUUUUCGUCCGUUUUCUCAGUUUUUAAAAAAUCGAACACUUUACUUUCGAUGCAAAUAUCGUCGAUCACUGCUCAAAGUACUUCCACAAAAGCUGGAAGCUCGUCAGUCAUUUCUGAGGCUUUGAAACCUGCAUCAACGGCAAAUAGCUCAGCUGACAUUGUAGUUAUAAAAUCCUCGCCAUCUAAGGGACAAACCGACGCCUUUUUGUCCGUUUUCUCAGUUUUUAAAAAAUCGAACACUUUACUUUCGAUGCAAAUAUCGUCGAUCACUGCUCAAAGUACUUCCACAAAAGCUGGAAGCUCGUCAGUCAUUUCUGAGGCUUUGAAACCUGCAUCAACGGCAAAUAGCUCAGCUGACAUUUCGCAUUUGAGGACAACUGCGUUAAGUGAUUCAACUAGCGUCACUGAAAAUUUACAUGGCACUCAACUACACAUUUCUUCUAGAGGAAGGUCCGCUGUAACUCCUUCAUCGCAAACAAUCAGUCGGAUGUAUACUUCAAUUAACGCACAUCUGGAAACCUCGCAAAACAGUUCAGUCACCCACUACUUAUCGAAAACCUCCGACGUCAAAGAAACUGUAUUAUCUUUACUUCCGGGGGGUACCACACCCACAGUGACCGUUCAACACUCUGGGUCCACCUCACCAUCCAUUCAAGAUGCAACAACUAGUAUAAAGCACAUUUCCUCCGUCGACUCAUCCUUCCAACACACAGUCAACGAUUCCUCUGCAAUGGAUUUAUCUUCAUCGAAACGUGAAUCAAACACAUCUUUAGGUUCGUUUGAUGGACUAAAUUUCACUAUGACUACCAUGAGCUACACCAGCCCACUGGAAAAUUCUUUAAGUUCAGUUAGUUCAACAUCGCAUUCAUCGAUGCCUCUAGAGACUUCAGCAAUCCAAGCAAGUAAAACACAACUGAGUACAGUGAUGAAUAAUUUACACAUUUCAUCUUUCAGUUCAGUCGACAGCUCCGAAUCAGCUGGAUUUCCUUCGUCACUCAGAAUUUCUCUACCAAGCAGCUCUUCUUCAUUCAGUUUAACAGGAAUGGCGUCAAACACUUCUUCGAAAACCUCAGAAACACAUGGUUUACACCUGCAGACAAAGACGUUUACUUUUUUUGUAACUGCCACGCAAGAGAUGCCUAGCAGAUCUAUUAUUUUGGGAUCAAACACUUCUACUGAGGCUUUAUCAUAUUCCGAUAAUCUUUCAUACACUGUUUCAUUGGAGUCGAAAAGUUUGGUUUCAACCCAACUUGUAGCUAUUAAAACCAAACAGCUUUCUCAUGUCUCCACUGUUGCAUCGCUUGUGUCUUCUAAAAGGAUUAGUUCUGUUUUGACGUCACCGUCUGAGUAUAUCGAACCCUCGAUUUCCGUAACUACAAACAAGAGUACAUUUGCUACUCAAGACUUAAGCGUAGGUUCCACGGCCAUGUUGCAGUCGACACCGUUCGCACCAGCCACAAAAAUACGAUUACAAACAGAUGGCUUGACUUCGCUCCCCACUAUGACUUCCCUUCGACGGUCGCCAAGCUCUUUGAAUAUAGUCAGCACCGCUCAUUCAUUGUCGACACAAUCCGUUGGUGAAUCUUCAGCCAACCAUUCCGUGAGAGGGUCAAAUUCUGUUUCAGGUAACAAUUCAUUCGUGGACAGAACUACAACGUCGUCCGAAUUUAAAACCGAGACACCCUUCCUUUCAUCUUCUGGUGACAGGACUGACCUACCAUCAUUGCUUCAAAGUACUACCUUGAGAACAAUUUCGACGCAGAUUUCGUCCUCUCUUGGUUCUGUUGCUAAUUCAACCAACACAACUGAUAGUCGAACGAUUUCUGUAUCUUAUGACCCAUCCAGAUCGUACCCUAGUCAGGAUUUACUUAAUUCCACGUCAAAACAUUUGGAAAAUGCUACCUCACUAUAUGCUGACUCCGCAACUGCGUCACUGAGAACAUCACCUGCUUUUCCCGUAUCAAAUAAAAUUCACACAGUGACUUUAAUUGAAUCUUCAUUAUCUCCAACGGAACUCUUUUCAAACAAAACCUCCUCAACGAUCGGAUCAAAGUCACUUAGCGGAAACUCGAGCGAGUUGUCAACAAUAAGGACGUCGUUCUCAGUAGUAGAAUUAUCUUCAGAGAUCCUUCCAACUCUACCACUGUCGGUAACUGUUUCUUUUUCAAAGUCAGAUUCUGUUGUUUCCGAACUGAUAUCUCAAAAUCUGUCCUCUCUCCUUGAUUCUUCUCCGUCUUCCAGUUCAAACGUAAAGCAAACUUCUAGCAAGAAGCAAGAGGUAACAUUGGUCACCAUAGCAGAGACCUCGUCAAGGACCACAAACCAAUCGGUUUCAGUGCAUGAGAGUUCGUCUUAUUUACAUGUAAUAUCAAGUAAGUUUCAUAACCUUGAAGUAAAUACCCACAAAAUACAGUAUCUACUGACAUGCAAUAGAGACUAGAUGAUGAAACGUUCAGUCGCCUAUGGAAAAGAAAAUGAUGGGAAUCAAAAAAUUAGAAAAACGCAAUUCAUAAAAAAACUUGACCAUAAACUAUCGUUUCGAUAAGUUUAAAACUAUUUUUUUUGAAAUUGUUCAAUAAAAUAAAAAAUUAAGAAAAACAGCGAGCCUGUACGUUCUACAUAGAUUGCUCAAUGUUGGCAUAAUGAAGGAAUUCUUAUAGAUUGAAACUGUUUUUACGGCCCUUCACCAAUACGAUGAAUUCGUUAAAACGACGUAAAUUUAAAAAUCCUACUUGUUGUGUACGUCCGUCACAGGUAAGGCUUCUAGGUAAGAAUUUGCUUGAAAUAAGUAUUAAUAGUCGUUCUUGCCAACUUUUAGUGAUAUGGGAUAACAUUUGUUUCGUUCUUUAAAUCUCAUAGGCUUUACGACCAGAACGCUGUCUACUUCACACGCGCGUCUAUCAAUAGCAACUCUUCCAUUUGGAAAUUCUACUCCAGCAAGUUCGUUUCCCCCUUCAGGUAUAGUCUCCUCCUUUUUUCUAUGUGACGUCAUACACAGUAUUUAUUCCAUUUUAACUGUCUGUAACGAUCCCGAUUACAUCGGUAGAGAUGCCUUUGAAAAGGCCAGGCAUUCACAACUGUACUCCUGGUGAAAUUUGUUAAUGCACUAGCCACUUAGUACAAUUGCAUAAAGCCCCUACCCUUUAUUAAUCGUGUAACAUAUUAGAAAGAAAAAUUAGAAAAAAACAAUUCGAUUACAUUGAUGUAGAGCCUUAUACCAAUUCCUUUAAACAGGAUCUUCCUCUUCCUUGGUUGCAGUCUCCAAAUCGACAUCUGUCAAUUCAUCAAGGGGCUCUGAACUGGCUCUUCCGUCUUCAUCAAAAACGCCAAUGGCAUCUUUAAAAACGCAAAACUCAUCGUUAUUUUCCGCCCUAACAUCAUCAGCUACCGAACGUAUUACUUCCAGUUUAGAAACUGUCUUAAAAACCUCCGGGAAGCUUGCCUCGAAUUCAAAACUGCAGCUAACGCCAUAUUCAACGCAAACAGUCUCAUUGUACACAACGAUGGCUUUGGUUAAUUCCACGAUGAAUCCAUCACUUCACAGUCAUUUUUCGAGUGACCUUCUUAUGGUGAUGAUAAGUUCGACAGUGAUUAUGUCAUCCACGCAACAAGUAAGCGAGCAUCUGUCGCAAACAAAAAGUUUGAAAACAUUCUUGCCUCAGGAGCCAUCAGAAACAUCAACAUCAUCUACUAAUGCAUCAUUAAUACUUUCAACUUACCUUAAUUUAUCAAACACAGUUCUUGAGUACACAUCGAGUAAAAGUACAGGGCUAACUGUGUCCGCAUCAUUCAGUCUGCAGCAGAGUGGGUUGUUGUCGCAAAUCUCGAGUUUGGAGGCCUCGCGCAGCCUGCAAGUUUUAACAACAGAGGUAACUCUCAAUAUGUCAGAAAUAUCUGCCUCUCGAAUCCAAUCACUGAGCGAAGUUUCAGUUAUUCAGACAAGUUAUUCUGUGUUACCAUCUGCACCCUCACAAGUUACUACAGAACCUAACAAGUCACUGACACAAAUAAGAAGUCUAGAAACGUCACAAACUGAGCGGUUGACGCUUGUUAAUACAUCAGUAAGAUCCUCACAAGUCCAGACAUUUAGUAAUUUUCUUGUCACAAGCUUUACGGCGCUGUCCUCAGCCUCCAAAACAACAAUCUCAGGUCUUUCAAGCGAGGGAAGGCCUGUUAAUACUACCAAGAGUUCUGUAGAACAAUCGAGAGCAACUCCAGCACUCAGUGUCUCUUUCCAAAGUGUACCACCGACACAAACUACACGUUUAGCUGCGUCACAAACUUCAAAGUAUACAGCAGUUACAUCUAUGAAUGUGUCAGCGACGCCUUCCUCUAAAGGAAAUCUUUCAAGCGAAUUUUUAGUGAUAACCACUAGUCCACAUGUAUUAGAAUCAUCACUUACAGGCCAAAGCACUUCGUUGACGCAUGCCUCCUCUAGACUAAAAACUUCGCAGAAUUUAACUUUUACUUCACGGAGCAUGCAAAACUCGCUAACACUAACAAUGACGUCAUUAGACGUGGCAACCACAGCCUCGAGCCAACUAAAUAUUUCGAGCAAUAUCUCGAUUUUCUCUGCAAGCGACACAGAAACCUCGACUCUAAUAAAGCCUUCCCCCACAGAACAAUUUGUUUCCAGUUCCGUCAUUACGAUACCGUCAGGCGUCUUUGUGCGUUUUGCUGUGAACGUAUCUCUGAGUACAAACAUAAACAAUGAUUCCUUUAAGGCGCAAAUGAAGACAGGAAUUCUUGCAACAUACGAGAACGGCUCUUCCGAUGGAACAUCAGGAAACAUUACAAUAGAGGUAGGUGUAUGAAUGGAAUAGGAUUUGGUUUUUGGAGGCCCUAGAACAUAAAAUACGAGUUCUUUGUUCUCUUGUUUGAAAAAGGAACCCUCUUUGAACAUAGGCACUUCUCCAUUCAUGAAAAACUUAGAUAAAGGUAUUCCGCAUUGCCUUCAAAUAAUUUUUUUGUCUUUUUCGUCACCUCUCUCCGGCGAUUUUUAUUUUCUUGGAUAUAAAAGGAGAUGUGGGAACCGUCUCUGCAUUUGGCAAGUAUUCUCAAAAAUUAAUAAACUUCAAUUUUUCUUUCUUUUUAAUUGUUUUAUUUUUUGAGAAUUGAAUUUGUUUCCGUCUUUCUUUUGCGUGUCUGUUGCGUUUUGUGCUAAAACCUCAGCUUGACAUUCAUCCAUAUGUUAGGGUACAUUCUUUACAAACAACAGCAAACAGAUUUGACUAAAAUUAUUGUGUUAACAGUGUAUUCUGUUGAGUAAUUCUUAAUAGACUACACGAAACUACGAGAUUGGGCUGGAACACAUAUCUUUUAUACUAAGAUUGUUUCCUUUACUCUUUAUCGUUUCUUCUUGAAGAUCAUCAGUAUCGCGAGAGAACCAAAUGACACUAAAGUGAAUGUAACUUUUAAAGUUGUCAAUGUAAGUGCCAGUGCCGGUGCCGGUGCCAGUGCCAGUGAGCCAGUUCUUGCUUACAACGUUAUUCAAACUAUGCUUCGAGCAGGUUUGAGACUGGGGGAAGCCGUUGGAUUUGAGGUAUUUUCUUCUAGCACACCCCGAUUUAGUUUUUUGUCUCUUAAAGGAACAAGAUUGGGUAGGGUGAUUUGCAUUUGCCCUACAUACUUCUCCUCCCUACAAUAUCCGAUAGGCGCGCAAAUGUUCGAGAACCAAGCUCUUAUCAAUUUUAAUCAGAAAAGUGUCUACAACAUGUAUUGUAGGGAAAGAUAACCAUACAAGAAAAAUCGCGCUCAGUUAUACUGCUUUUGUUUUCUUACACAAGUUUGGUCGGUGUUAGUCUGUCAAAUAUAUAUUGUGAAGUUUGCUCUGUGAUUUACAUCCUUGUCAGUGAUUAUCGUAUCAUGAAACUCCCUCAUAUUCAGUUUGUAGAUCUAGCGGCGACAUUUGACGUUUGCUCACCGAUUGUUAAUGAAAUGUUAAAAUACAUCUGCAUGCAUUGCUCGUAAAUGUAAGAUUUUUUUAACAUUUCUUAUCAUUUUUGUUAUCUCAAGGUUGUAGAGGAACCUGCCAUCUUUUAUCCUCCUUCAACCUCGUCGUUUUCAACCAUGGUGAUGAUGUCAACACUAUCAACGUCUUUAAAAUCAAUAAAUUUCACUUCGGUGGCGAGAGAAUCAAGUGCUAAAUCAACCUUUGAGUCAAGCCCACAUUCAACUGUAAACUCCACAUCGAAGGUUUACACGACACCUUUACAGUCUUACUUGGUAACAUCAACAGACAUCCUACCAAGUACGACUUAUGAAACUAGUACCUUCUUCGGUGUCACAAGCCUAUUGUUGCCAGCAACCUACAUCUCUUCUUCGACCACAAGUCUUCCUUGGUCAGUCUCAUUCGAUGGAAGUUCGACUUCAAACUAUUCAAAAGAACUGACAAUUAUCUCUUCAUCUUCGGUCAUAUUGAACAAAACUUUGUUUACCACUACCUCAAUUUCGUUUCAGUCGGAAAGUUCCAGCUUUCGGGAGACGCCCUAUUUGUCAAGCGUCGAUACAGAUCACCAAAACUCUACAGAUUCGAUUUUUCCAUCAUCAUCAAGGAUCACGUCAAGUCCAACUGGGACUUCAUCCACGUUUAGUGUUCUGUCGCUCAUUAGGGUAAAUGCUAGUGCCCAGUCCAACUCAUUUACAACGUCCCCCGUGAAUAGAACAAGAACUUCAGCUGUAACGAGCUCUACUGAAACAGCAAGCUCUGUAAUUCCAGCUUUUACGACGGUUUCAUUGACGCAAGGAGCCUCUGCUUUCAAGAGUAUGAGUUUCAAUGACAGUUCGAUAACAUUGGGCAUAAUUUCUCCGUCCCCCUCGUCUACUGCAGUGAUGUCGAAUACAACGGUGUUUGGAUCAAUGAUAUCUCCGUCCUUGUCUAUUAUGGUGAGCGCCAAUUCAACAGUGGUAAUGAUGACCAAAUCGUUGUCGCCGAAAGCAAGUUUACCCACGCAGUCUGCAAUCAUCCAAAACAUAUCAUUUCUUUCUUCGACUCUAGCAACUACGGACGCACAAGUAACAACCUUGUCACAAGUUAUGUCAAAUCGCUCAGAAAGCAGCUCUCAGUCAUCAGUGUUCCUCACCAGAAUAUUUACUUCCAGCUAUUCAGUGGGAAAUGCUAGUGAGACCACAUUGCCCAAGUCUUCGGCGAUAAUAUCUAGCAUCAGACUAACAACCAUUGCUGUAACUUCCUCGAAAAUGUCCCUUCUAGCGUCAUCAUCCACGAGAUUGCGUAUAAAUUCCAGUCACGUUGAGACACUUGCUAUAGCUUCGAGUAAAAUGUCGUCAACUGCACUCAGCACCACUAGCUUUCCCCGUCAUUCAACCUCUCCUUCUUCUGUGAUGGGAGCAAGUCAAACUAAAAGUAAAGUAUACAGUUUACCAUUACCCACAUCAAAUGCAUCAGCCAUUGAAUCAGGCACAGCACACGUUACCCCACCGUCAUAUUCAAGUGAGAUCCACGGCUCAAGCGUUGGGACACUUAUGUUCUCGUCAGCGGAGGCUGAUACCACAGUCGUUCGAGUGUCAACAUCUAUAUCGUUGUUAGUCAACACAACUCGUUUCUUAAAGUCUUUAACUUCAAGCGCAUAUAAUACUGCAUUCAUCACUUCAAACAGAAGUAUCGAAGGUAGUACUACCUCUUCACAUGACAUGAGUUCAAGCCCAUCGAUGGUAAAUGUUUCCACAACACGCGGUGUCUCGCAAGUGUCAACGGUGCCAACAGUGACCCGUGUGAACGUAACAACAGAAGUCACACAAGGCAGCUUUAGCCUCUCCAGUCACUUAGCACAAGGAAGCUUAUUGUCUCCUUCGAGAAGUUCAACAAUCACGACACUUCCAAUUAGUAGUGCUAAAUCAAUGACCUCACUAAAUGGUACACAAACUGUCACGCGAGAUCUAUCGUCUGUGACACCAGCAGUAACGUAUGCUGUUUCGAAAUCCAUACCAGAGACCUUGUUGAAAACUAGCACAACGGAAAAACAGUUCACAACGGUUGUCACAUCGAUGUUUAGUGACUCGCUCGGUUUUAAAUCCAUUCGGUCCACGGUGACUUUAUUAGCCACCUAUUUAACUUCAGAUGCUUCUGUUGUCGUACCGACAUCCACGCUGCUUAUUCAGCCAAGCAGUAGCUACGGGUUAACAACGUCAACCGCACAACUGCAAACCAAGACAACGACUGAGAGUAAAUACGUCUUAUCUUCUACCUAUUUAGGUUCAGUUUUAACAACAGAAUCGUCCAUCUCCACUGCGAUUCCUGGGACACGCUCUCUCAGCUUGGCGGUGACCACAGAUGUCGUAGAAUCAAGCCUCAUUGAUACUAUGGUUCGUCACUCUGUGAAUUCCUUGUUAACCUCAAAGAGCAGUUUUAUUUCAGUUCAGGCUACAUCUUAUCAUUCCCCUGCUACUACUAUCAAAGUGUCUUCAGAAAAGGACUUCAUCACUUUAUCUCCUAUGACUACAAGUAGUGUCAGUAAGCAGGUAUUGUUCACAAGUGCUACAGUUUUGUCAUCGACCGAGACUUUCAUUACUUCAAGACGUGUAACACUCGGCUCAGCUUCAAUAACCGCGACGAAUAGUAGUUUGGAGACGUUGCCGCCAAUAUCUGUAAGAGGUUCGAUGUCUUCCCCUAUGAGGGACACAAGCACUUCAAAGAAAUCUUCCAUUGCCACCUCGCUUCCCCAAGGCUCCUUCUCGGACCUUUCAUCUCCAACUCAGGGAGCAUCCUCUCUUAAGAUCGCCACAACAAGGAGAAUCACAACGUUAAUCACGAAGAUGGAAACUACGACAACGAAGAGUUUAAUCACCUCUGAAAAGAAUGCGAAAGCCACUUUAGUGACAGAGACCCCGGCAAGUUCGCUUUCCUCAAGUUUAAAAACAACAGCACUGUCAACGGCUGGACUUUUGAAGAGUACCAUACAGAAGAAAACAUCAAUUACACCAGACGGAAGCUAUUCACCCUCAAAAACUGUUUUGAUUUCCGCAAGUUCAACCACAGAGUUGCCCACUGAACCUGUUCGCCCUACUGCCAAUGCAAAUGAUACUGAAGGGCUUGUUGGUAUUCAGAUACUUGUUCCAAAGAACGAGGAUGAAAAUGUUGACUCCUUCCGCGAGAAAAUCGAAUCACGACUUGCAGAGGCUUUCAGGUGGGGUCAGCGUAAAGGAAGUCAGCGAAAAAGGAGGGACCUGCAACACUUUGACAAGCCUCGUCGUGUUCCCUUUAACGCCAGAACUGAUUUUCAGUUGAGAAAGAGAGGGAAUUCGUUUCAAUUGGACAAUGAACGAGGAAAACGGUUUAGGAGAGAAGUUGAUAACAUUACUGUAUUGGUAAGAAGCAUAGUUUCUUCUUUAAAUCUUCUGUUGUUUUAUUUCUUGCACUUCUACACUUCAACCUUACUCAGAUGGCAGUAGCCAAAACCGGAGAUUGAUAAUGUUUUGUAUGCUUUUUCGCUGCAGGUGGAAACCAUUAGAAGAGCGGAAGCAAUUGUAGGAGAGGAACUCGUCGACAUAGAAUACCGAGUUUUCAAUGGCCCCACUAUGUUAUCUGCGGAAAGUGUUGUGGAGACAAUGAACAGACUAAGCGAAGCUGAGAUGGUUUCCACUCUGGAAUAUGGGGUACACGUCUUAUUUAUUUCUUCAUGUGUUUAUUUCUUUUCCUCGUUUGUUUGUAUUUUUUUCCAACGGUAACUUGAGCUCUAUCUUGUGUUUUCUAACCAUGAUCAGAGCGUUAUGAACCCAAUAUUUAGUACUAUGAAAAGUCACGGCGAGAAACUGACUCAUAAAGCUGCAGGAUUCUGUAGCAUGACGCGACUAGCAAUAUUGCUUCCCGAAUUGAACGGGAUACAAUUGCAUGCACGCUACCCUCAGAGUUUUCCUUGACAAUUUGUUGAUACUCGUAUGUACUCUUUUCUGUCACUGUAAGAGUUAAAUGUCUGAUCAAAGACCACAAAAAUAUGACAGUCGCCUAUACUCGAACUCUGGCCUUUCCAUCUGGUUAGUCGUGCUAUAACCAUCGGGUCAGUGUGUCUACCUUAAAACUAUAUUUUUUUUUCAGGUCACGUUACGACCUUAUGUAAUUAAAAAGACACAGACUGCAGUGCCUACAGUACCACCUACUAAAGCCGACUUAGACUGGGCCACUGUCAUUCCUGCUAUUGCUGUUUCUUCAGCAGUUCUGCUGUUUCUUUUAUGUGCCUGUCUAUGGGUCAGGUGUGCUGGAAGAAAGAAAAGACAGCAGAAAAAAGUAAAUCCUUUUAAGGUAAUUACAUUCUGCUACAUGACAUUACAUGCCAUUACAUGAAUUUAAAAGUAAUUACAUUACUUUAAAUUCCCCUAUUAAUAGUUAAUACAUGUCAAACUUUUUCAGUAUCUGCUUGCUACUUACAUUGUGUUAACUUGGGACUGAACUUUUCAAAAUCAAUCUACCAAAAAUGAUUAUUUAAAAUAAGUAAAGUCAGUCUUCAAACUUUGUUUGUAAUGUUUGUCAAAAGCGAUACUUAGUUCAAUCUUCAGACCUCUCAUGGUGUUAUGAUAAAAUCCAGUUUCAGCAAAUGAAAUGCUGGUUUUUUUUUUCAUUAUAAAAGUUACAAUACGCUCAUUUGUGUCAUUUCCAUUGAUCUCCACAUUUUCCUCCUCAACUAUAAGCCGAAAGAGGCUUCAUACGAAAACCUUGAAGUAAAGGUCCAGGCUUCCCACGAUCAGAGUCCUCACAAAAAUCUCUACAGCGCUCCAAAGGUGAAAAGACCGAGGUGCGUAAAGUAUCUUAAUUUUGAGAAAUUUGUGUUACGAAAUUUGACAUCCUUAGCUACAUGUAUUGUACACCUCCAUUCAAGAAACGUAAACUUUGGUUCCGUUAAAAAAAAGUGUUCCCGCUACUAUUGUUUGUUUAUUGUCUGGUUGAUCCUUUGUAUCUGCCAGGCUUUUUUUCUUUCCAUCUAUUUUCUUGUUUCUAUUUGACUUUCGUUUUGGUAUUUAUUUAUCAAGUUGAUAGAACAAGAAAAAAUCGUCAUUCAUGAAAUUCUUUAUUUUAAUGCGCCGACAAAGCACCUGUCCAUUUGUGUCACCUUGCGAUCUUCGACAAAUGUAUCGAAUAUCGAAAUACAAUUCUUUUCAAGAUUACACCCCCUCCACCCCCUCCACAUCCUCUCUUAUUACAAUGUGGCUUUGUGGUGGAUGCGUUUGUCUAGUACUGUCUCUUUACGCUGAUACCCUUAACAUUUUGUCGAAGGUUGUAGGUCAAGUAAGUAAAGCCAUCUCACUAUUCUUCUAUCGAGUUUAGGCUUGUUUCAUUCCGUUGUUUUGAAUAGCAUAUCCAGUUCAAGAAGCAGUGAACAUUCGAUAAAAGGCCUCAAACUUCCUGAUACGGAUUACUCUCCACAUGUUACUCUAACCAAACCUAAUCAGCGGUACAGAAGAAGGACCGAUGUUAGAAACACCGAACAUAAAGGAAAAAGGAUAAAAGAUACCACCAAGGAAGUUACAGUGUCAAACGGACACGUCAAAAGAGAAAACCAUGUUAAUAGUUCAAAAGAUACCCACGAAACAAUAGAGGUAAAUGUACGCUCAAAGUUCUUUACUUAUCCUUACUGCAUUGAAAUAAAAUUGUUUUACCGUGGUCUUUGCCCAAAAGUUUUUGAUGCUAAGAACGGGAGCAGAGAUGACGCGGAGGACUCGUAGCACACUCGCAUCCCACUCGAGUGGCUUGGGUUCGAGUCCAAAAACCAGGAAGAGUCUGUAAUUUUUCUUUAAUUUAUCAUUAUGUAGAUGGAGCAAUUAGCAGGAGUGAUAGAGAACAUUCCACAAUUCAGAGAUGAGAAGCUUCUGUACGGCAGUCAUGGUCGCCAAGAAAAGUCUUUACGUUACACGCAACUCCCUCCUCUCGUGAAGACACCUUUGGUUGGAAAGGAUCCCUCUGAUCCAGAGAAAUUAACAGAGCUAAAAAAAGAAAAGCAAAGAAUCAUUGAUGAAUCAGGAGUACCGCAGGUAUAGCACUGUAUAACUAAAUAAAAAACUGAUGAAAAAAACAAAACAAAAGAAACGAAGCAAAUUCCCAAAUUACCCCGUCGUUUUCAAUUCUCUCCUCAUUCAUUGAAUUAUGUAGAUGUUUAUAGGAGAUAGGUGUUACACCAUUCAAUUAGUCAGUUACAACACUGCUAAGACUUAAAUGUCAGUACAACUCAUUUAAAAUCGUGCAUUAUGCACUUAAUUUAUACGAUCUAAUACUUAAACAAAGUGUGAGUGUCUUAAUGCUACCAUUUGAUUUCAUAAAAGUUAAAAAGUUGCUUAUAAUAUAAUUUUUUACAACGUUUACUCUCCCUAACAGGUGAAGUUAGGCAUCCAAAUCAAGUAUUAAAUUACAACUAUUUGUAAUUUGAAUCAAAUUUUCCGGCAAUACUUAAAUAUCAUACCUAAUGAUUUUAAAAAUGAUCACAUAGAAUUAACGUAUGAUAUUUUAAAGUUGAUAAAUUGAAGUGACAGUCUUUGAAUCGCACUCCUCUAUCAAGGAAAAUUAAAUUAAUGGAUCCAAAUGCCUGAAAACUAAAUAAAGUUCUGCAGUGCAUGUACUGUUAAGUUAAUUGUGUCACCUUGAAUGUAAAAUAGGUGACUAUAUAAAAACGAUAGAAUUUCUCACGCAUCUAUCUACUACAGGCGUGGUUGGAUAGAAUGCAAAUGAUUGAACUUCAAAAAAUAGUUGCUACUAACGACGCUGAACUUAAUGAAGAUGAAGAUACACUAAUGCUCAAGGUAAACACCAAAGCAAAUAGUUAAAACUAAGGCCUGUACACACUUUACAUGUCACCUGUAAACAAAGGUAGAUGUUUAAUACUUUCAAGAAUUUUAAAACAAGCCAGACAUUUCCCUGCAAAGAAACAGGAUUUUCCAAGUAAGUCUAGGUCUAAACUUGAUAUAAGAGCCCAACUUUUAUAGGAAAGAACGUCAUAAAAAUGUCCACACCCCUCGCACACAAGUUUAUCCGGGUCUUCUCGACAUCAAGCCAAGAAGAGUAUGAUUACUCUCCCUGGAUGGUAUACUUCUCUGUUCAAGGCUACCCUGAGUCAUUUCGGCCGGCCUCCUUGACAAUUUGCCGUUAUUGACGUAUGCUUUAGGGUAUAGAGGCAGGCCUUACAACUUCACACAAUCACCAGCUUGAAAGCCGAAUUCUAACGGGGUAACGACAGUCUAAGUCAAAGCGUCUCUCUCAUAAUUAUUUAUACUGAUUCUCAGGCCCACUCAUGUAGACGAGAAGUUGUAACUGCUGUAUGUGCUAUUUUAUAACCAAUUUAGGCAAACGUAGAAAGAUGGAGAAAUAAAAUGCUGCAUCGAGAGAAACUCCGUCAAGACAUGAGGGAAAAAGAACGAGAAAAGGAUAAAAAGUUGAAGAGACUGGAAAAAGAAGAAAGACUGGAACCGGAUAAAGAAAAAUCAGAGGUCUCGAAAUCUCUAAAUUUAUUUUCAUGAUAUUUUAAGUCAUAGGUGGUAGAUAGUAAAUGCUUGUGGCUUUAUGCCUCACAAAGUGGGAACGCAACGUCCCCGAAAAUGAAAUAAAUUUUAGCUUGCACAAAGCUCCAUCAGAUUUACCUUGCGAGGGCUGUUCUUGCGCUGGUUACGCAAUACCAGUCACUUACUGAAAGAAAUAGUGGAUGAUAAAUUAUGAAUUUUACAUGUGCCAAACUCUCUGUCAUUAAUGACGAGGUGAAGGCGUCCCCAUAAAUUGAGUCCCAGAGCAAGCUGUAAGGUGCCACAAAUUCUGCCCCUAAAAGUUUGUGUAUGGCAUCAAAGCCUUAUGAUCAGACUUACUCGACGGUAUGCGCUUCUUUUACAGGACCGUCCAACAACACCUCGAAGUCUUACAGCAGAGUAAGUCACAGUUCUGUUGUUUAUCGUUAUGUAGAACUCUAUUUUACCUGUGGGCUGAAUAAGUGAUACCGGUAAAUUUUCAGUCUUAAAACGUACCCAAUGACAAUUGAUUUUCACAGACGUAAGCGAAGAUCUCGUGUAGACCGUUGGCGAAAAAACAAAGUUGGUACCUCAAGCUCGAAGGGCACGAGCAGUAGCAGCAGUAGCAGCAGCAAUAGUGAUUCAGAGGAAAAGAAGAAAGACGAGAAAGCCGAAGAAAAAAAGAGGAAACAGAAGGAAAAAGAGAAAAGAAGGAAAGCAAAGGUAUUCCUAAACUUUCAGAUUUAAGUCAAGCCAUUAGAUCUAUUUCCUUAGGUGUUAUUAUCACAUUCCAACUUUUGUUCCUCUUUUAAAUAAUACUGAUUUCUUUGAUCACCGUUUCGUCAAGACCAAAAACUUUGCCUAUCGUAAUUUCUAGUCUUCUCAUCAAUCAUCGUUUCAUCACUAGGUGCCGCCUCUCGCGAUUGGCCAAGCUGCUCGAGAGGCAGCACGAGAAACAGCUUGGACAAUCAGAGAAACUCCUGGUGUUCGCCUCGUGUCUGUCAGACCGCACAAUGAGGUAAACUUGCGCCCGAACUAAACAUACUUUUUGACAGGUUUCAGUGGUCAUUUUAAUCAGUGACCAUUCUUUGUUCUAAUAUUUCCUUCAAUAGAAGUUACGUUGGAUGGUUCUAGGACACAAAUGGCUAUUGUGUUCCGUUGUUUGAAUAAGGACACCUCUUUCAAAGGUGUCCAUUUUGAAAAACGAACAAGCCAGUUUUGUGGCAAUGACGAAAAAACAAACUAAAAACAAGAAUGAGAAACCAGUUUUUUCAAAGCAAAAAGCGCUAACUCAGGUUAAAAGAUAAACAUAUUUAGCAUCAUCAUUAUCAUUUAUUUGCCUUUUUAAAAAAUAACAAAAAAAUUAAAUUUACAGCAUUAUAAUCGUAAGGCGAGGAGACCUCAAGAAACCACCGGAUUUAUAUAAGGGGCCACUCAACUUGGAGAAAUUUAUUUAACGACUGCGAAUACUGAGUUAUCUUAACGGCCUUUUCCAUUUUUCUUGUUCAAAAAUUGGUGGAUAGUCUUUAAUUGUCCGUCAUUUUGUCUCCUUCUCGCCUCUAUUAUUUUUAUUGAAAAACUAUUUUAUUCAUCCAUUCAAAUGCAACAGGGAUGGCAACCACAAGCACCUGAGUCCACGCCCACGCCGGUGUAUGAAGUGCCUCAGACACAUCAGGUAGGUGGUAAAGGACAAUCCUCCUUGACGAUGAAACCGGACAUUAAAUUUGAAUCAUUAAUUGAACUAAUAUAGUUUGUACAAUUUUAUUAGGAUUACCAUUAUAAUUGCUACGUUUUUAAAUUGAGUUUGAUCAGAGAAGUGGCUUGAAAACCAAAGGAAAAUAUAUAUUUCCAAAGCUCAAGUCAUGAUUCGUUACUUUUUAACUGUUCAUUUUCGCCAGGUUUCGCCCCGCCGUCAGCAAAGAGAUCGAGUCCAUUAUCUGCUGGAAACAGGGUACCCAGUCUGGCCCAUGAUGACAACUCCUCUUGUACAACCCGAAUAUCCAGAGGAAGAGGUUCAGUACGAGGAUAUGGAAGGUGGGUUGGGAAUAAGAAUUAAAAAAUGAGAAGAGCCUGUAACCACAUACUAAACAGUAAUUUUCAGAAAAUUGGUUGUCAUUCUUUCGCUUGUUCACUCCCGCGAUUUAAAAGAAAUCUAGAAUACUGGACAGAAUAGAAAAGCAUCAAGCCUGAAGGAAGUUGAAAGUGAAAACACGUCACUGUGGCACCAUUUAUGUUGGUUUAAAGGGUGAUCUGUAACUCUAAAUGUAAUAUCUAUUUUAUCCAAGCUUAUAACUCAAAAACACUCAAGUUUGUUACCAAAAUACUCAAUGGAGUAUUUUGGUUGUAUGAUCCCCCAUAAGGCUCUCAAUCAUUCUUAUGAUCCGUUCCCCCUGUCAUUGGCAGUUAAUCGGUGAUCAGUUUUCUAUAUCCCCUUCUUUAUAUUCUGUUGGCAACGACUGAUCCCCCUCUCUCCGUCCCCAAAAUCAAUCAUAACAAGAGAAGUGAAGGCUUUUGUUUGUUUGGAUUAGGUUUGGAUCCAUAUAUUCCUCAGUAUGAUCAAGAAAUACAUGUUAAUGGAGACACCAUCCUAAGUGUUCGCCCACCAGAACCACGGGAAGCCUUUGGUGACUCAAACUUUUACGACGACGAAGAACACAUUUACACAGAACCAAAUUUAACUCCUGCGUCACUUCCCCAUACACGCCUUGUGAACCCUCGUCAAAAUCAAACACGUCCACUGAUUCCUACACAGUAUGCACAUGGAUAUGUGGCAAGGCCAGCAGUGUCUAGAGGCCGUCCAACGUCCGCUUCACAACAACCCGGAGCUUCCAGGUCUGUUGGAUUGGGAAGGCCAACUUCCGCCAGGACAGACCCUGCAAUGCCUCGUUAUGCACCUUCACCACUGCGCUCGUCGCCUCCCAAUCGCAAUGUUGUUUCGUUACUGGUACGUUUCAGCCCCCUUUCUAUAGUGUUCAAGUUAAAUAUUGGAUGAUUAUUCAGACAGAACUCUAUGUGAUAAUUAUUUUCCACGUUUUGCAGGGUUCCAGAUACUUGCCAGGUAAUCGUCCUACAGUCGCCAACGCAGCUCAACCCAGCAUUGGUACGUCUCCGCGUUACAUGGUUGAUCCUGAACGGAGACAGGAACCUCCCAGCUCCUUCGACAGUGCGCGUAUGAUCCUAGCUAGAGCUAAAUCGAACCUCGACCGUUUCGAAGAAGACAGUAGAAUCAACGACUCACGUGAAACCGGUCCACCACCUACUUCGGAGCCUGUACAUUCCACACCGCAAAAGAAGAUACAGCCUCACGCUCAACCAGUCAGAGGGCAAAGUCGAUUUCCAUCACAGCAGGAAGUUCAUCCUAUUCGUAACUCCCGAAUGGAGGUGUCUGCAAGGGAACGUGCUGAGCUGGAGGCGCAACUGCUGGUGUCUCGCGCUUUAGCUCGGGCCAGAGCAAACGUAAGAACUUAGCAUUCAUUCACUACAGUGACUAUCAAUCUGGCCAACUAGGAAGGCACUCGCAUUUUCUCAUCUUACAGGCCUAUGCUCACAUUGCAGCUCCAACAAGGAGUUGCUUUGGUGUAUCGUUGAAUUGCUUUUAAAAGAAUCAGACAGUUGUGAAAAUGAAUUGAGAAGUUCACAGCGCAAACAAACUUAUUUAAACAUUUUCCGUACAGCUGUUUCAAUUGCCAUAGCUAUGACAUGGCGACAGAAAAACGGAAAAAUCAAACUCCCUUCUAGUGUACGGUCUACUUCAGGUUUAGAUAUUUUAAACUGCAGCAUAUAAUCUCUUGUCCAAGUCUGCUGUGCUCUAUGAAACGCUUGCAAAUCAACUAGUAAGAUGGAAAGAUUGUAGUCGACCAUGUAAAGUUUUAUCAGAUAUAUUUUGUAAGGUAUUUGCUUCAUGGAUAAUAGACCUCAUUAGUUUUAAUGCCCUUCUAGAUAUCCAUGAUGAUACUCGAGGUUCGUUUUUUUUUUCUUCUCAAAAUUAGUCGUAUUUAAAGGGAGGGUAAAACCUGUUGAGUAUUUCAUGUGAUCUCAAAAUGCAAUAAGCGAACAACACUGAUAGGGGUUAUUUUGAUUUUGCUACAUUUGAAUUGGUAGGUACCCUGUUAUUUGUUUGUGUUAUGUUUCUCAUCAUGGGAAUGUUUAGUACUGCUGACAUUUAAAUGCAAGUCCGUGUUGAUGUUAGUGUAAGCUUAUUGUUCAAGAUAAAAAAUGACAAAGAUAUAGUAAAUAUUACAGCUGUAAAUUUCUUAACAUGCCAUCCAGUCUUCUUGUGAAUAAGAUGAAGGAAAUGAAUAUUUGCAGACGAAAAGCCUGUUUAUAUAUAAAAAAUCCUAUGUCUAAAGAUAUUUUAUUGUUCAUAACAUUGAUUAAAAUAAGUUGUAUAAUAUGUAUGAUUAACUUUAAGAAAACAAAGUGGAUACAAAUAAACUUUUAUAAUUUGAAUGGUGAAUUUGGUGACCAUAUUUUCGUCUUCCGAAGGAGAGCAGGAAACUCACGACCCAUAGAGAUGAAGACUGGUUGUUCAGAAGUUUACUAAUUAGUUCUAACCGGAUGUUUAUCAUCGCAUUCUAUCUUUCCUAAUGUCCUAACCAUAGUAUUCUUUGUAAUCCAUAAGUUUUAAUUGCCUCUUUUAAUGAGUCGUCACAUGCUGUUGAGAAAGAAGUUAUCAUUACGCCCCAUUGCGUAUUAUCAUAAUCUAGCCAUUAUAACAGUUGCCGGACUAACCCUGAUUAAUCAGUGGAGAAAGUAAUCAAUCUUCUUAAUUUUUAACAUUUUAAUGUCUGAUGUAAUCAGUUAAUAUCAUUCUAAGUUUCAAGCACUAAUAAACAAAGCCUAACUUGCUAAAUUAGAGUGAAACUCAAAGAUGAAAAGCGAAACGUCCAAAGCUGCUUUUAAGGUGAGAUGACAUACAAGCUUAAGAUUUGUGAUGUCCAAUUGGUUAUUUAUUAUUUUUAUGAAAUUCGUGAAAAUGAGCAACCACAAUAGAAAGGUAAUUUACUGUUGGAAUGGGUUCAAUUCAGUUUUUUUGUAAAUAAAAUAACAUUGUCCUUGCUCUGUUCUUUUCCGUUCACAAAGUAAAGGCUGUUCGUUGUCCUUUUGGUACUAUUAUCUCUGAUUUUAAUUAUUAUUUAUUUACAGAAAAUGACGACCGCAAAACAACAAGGAAGCACCUUGUAAGUAACUCUGAUUUGAUUCCAUUUUAGUCGGCUGUUUUAUAUGUAGCUCACUGGUUGUGUUUACGAGAAGACGCAGCAUUUUUGUGACGCGACCGUCCGAGUAAAAAAACUCUAUUAAUAUCUCUGAUGAUUUUUAUUGCCAACGUAAACGUUUUUGGAUUCUCUUACUGAAAAAAUAUAUAUAUCUUAACAGACGUUUUUUGUCUGAGUAUUUUUAUGAGUUGCGAUACUACACACCAAAACGUGUAAUAAAUUCUCUAUUGUCCAACUGCUUUUUUUUCUGCUAAGUCUUUCUGCUAAGUCUUUCUGCUCGUUCUUCAUAAGGCGGGAAAAGCCAAGCGGAUAGAAAAGCGUAGCGCACGCAGCCGACUGGCUAAACAAGUGUUUUUUUACAGUACAAAUAACCAACUGUCAAAAUAACCGUACAAUAUCGCAGGAUAGUUGUACUCAUUUCGAGCGUUAUUUGCAUUCUACUUUGUGCAGUUCGAUAAUAGAUACGAGAUUGACCAUUUAUUGAAUUGUACAUCCGGUUCGUCUAUGUACGCGUGACUUACUCCACACUUUUAUUCUUGUUUACUGCUUACUACAGAGGGUUCCCCCUACAUAUAUCAGACUUUUCAGUAAGUUAGUUAACGAUAAUUCUCUCACGAAUGAAACUCUCUCCUCUACGUUGUGUUCGCUCUGCUCUCCUCCUUUACGUCUUGCGCAUGCAUCAGCUGGCUUAGAAGGAAAUCUUUUGAGAUGUUCUUUCAUUGUUAUUUCUUGCAGAAAUAUGCUUGAUCUUGUCAAAAAACGUAUCACCCAUCAUGCAGUCAAACCGAAAUACAAGAAAAAGACCAACAAAGAUAGCAGUAGCAGCAGUAGCAGCAGUUCAAGUAGUUCAGUAGAGUCUAAAAAGAAAGACAGCAAAUCUAAAGAUAAAAUGAAAAAGAAGUCAUUCGGCAAACAAGCCAUUGUGCGGCCUCUUCCGUCUACGCCUCCUGGUGCUCAAACAAAGAUUUGUCUAUAGUUACAGAAUAUCCACCUAUGAUAGAUAAGAUAAAGAAUAUAAUGCUAAGUUUAGAGAAAAAUGGAUAUUAUGAGGCAAAAAUAUAAUUAUUAUAGACGAGCUAUUUGUUUAUGCAUUACGUCGUUCAUCUGUUGGCUUCUAGCUUUGUGCCUCUAGUUUGAAAAAUCGAUCAUGGAUAAAAGUUCUAUCUUCCAUCUCCUGCACCCUUAAAGGAAAGCUAAAAGGGUGUUAACCUGUGUUUUGUUAUUGUUGUUGUUUUUUUCUCAAUGUUCGUGCUCGUUCUGAAAACAACUUUUACAGCGGCGUCCUCUGUUAAGUUACCCUCUUCCCCUACAGGAAAGAGUUGUAGCAAAUGCGGUCUUUGGCAGAGAGGUAAAUUGUGGAGUAUAGACUAUUAAACAUUUACCCUUGACUGCACGAUACCUUAAGUGUUUCCUUUUCCUUUUCAGAAUCCAUUAGGUACUCCAUACAUAGGCGUUUAAACUCUCUAUUUGUCAACUCAUGAUCGUGGAUACAAUUGGGCUAACACAUACAUACUUUAUUUUGUAACAUAAGAAAAAACUACAAGUGCU
Messenger RNA from Pocillopora meandrina, 31545 nucleotides. NCBI's taxonomy places the organism in Eukaryota, Metazoa, Cnidaria, Anthozoa, Scleractinia, Pocilloporidae. The record is from the annotation of a GenBank genome assembly.